AUGCCACAACAGAAAGCCUCUCGAGCGAAGGCUCCGCCGCCAGCAGCUGACUACAAGGCCAUUGCCGAGCAGUUCGCUAAGGCGAAGCGUCAAAAAGAAAUCGAAGAGGCCAAUAGAUCGCCCGAGGAGAUACAGGCCGAGAAGGAGAGGGCUGUGCUGCUCGAGAAGCAGCGCGAGGUCUUCGAGUCCCGGCGCAAGGACGCGUACGAGCGCAGGUGGUGGUGGACCGUCGGGUUCUGGGCCUGGAUACUGUGCCUGCACGUCGUCGGCAUUGCUUUCUUUACCAGCGGGUUCCUUCUGACGCGUUUGGUUCUGGACGAGAAGUCCAACUGCACGGCGCCGCCGAUUGAGCUCUCGUCGAGCUGGAAGGGUCAGGGCACGGUCGAAGGAGGCUGCUGGCAUCCCAAGUCCUUCGACAAGGCGGUGGUUAUCAUUGUCGACGCCUUGCGAUACGAUUUCACGGUCCCCGUCGACGACCAGGCCCCCUACCACAAUGCGCUUCCCUUCUUGCACGAGACCGCCGUCAAGUCCCCGGAGCACGCCUUCUUGCGCCCCUUUAUCGCGGACCCGCCGACGACUACGCUCCAGCGUUUGAAGGGUCUAACCACGGGUACACUGCCAACGUUCAUCGACGCUGGUAGCAAUUUUGCUGGUACUGCCAUCGAGGAGGAUAACUUGCUUAUGCAACUAAAGGACGCCGGAAAGCGCAUUGCUCACCUCGGCGACGAUACUUGGUGGUCUGUCUUCCCCGGCUACUUCGAGGCCAACGUGAGCCGUGCGUACGAUAGUUUCAAUGUUUGGGAUCUGCACACGGUGGAUAAUGGUGUCAUCGACCACAUCUUCCCUUUACUCAAGCAGGAGCAGAAGGGCAAGUGGGACGUUCUCAUUGGUCAUCUGCUUGGCGUUGAUCAUGCCGGACACCGAUAUGGACCGGACCACGCGGCAAUGAGAGAGAAGCUUCAACAAAUGGAUAGUUUUAUCCGCGAUCUCGUUGCACAAAUCGACGACGACACUCUUUUGGUCGUCAUGGGAGAUCAUGGCAUGGAUGCAAAGGGCGAUCACGGCGGAGAGAGCGAUGACGAGGUUGAGGCGGCUCUGUGGAUGUAUUCCAAACGCCCGUUCUUCGGUCGGACGAAGCCCGAGUUUAAGGAGCCCCCUACGAUGGCCAAGAUCAGGCCAGUCAAUCAGAUCGAUCUCGUCCCGACUCUGGCACUGCUGCUAGGCCUUCCCAUUCCUUACAAUAAUCUGGGAGGCCCCAUUGAGGAGGCUUUCGCUGGCAAGAAGGGUAAAGCCUGGGACAACCUCGCAUCUGUGUCUCGUAUGACUGCCGCUGGCAUUCAGCGAUACCAAGACUCGUACUUUGCUGCUCGUGGUAUUGACCAGUCCAAGAGCGCCACCGCUGGCCAUGUGUCGCAUCUCUGGAGGAAGGCCGAACGCUCGUGGCAGUGGAAGUCAUGGCAGGACUCCUACGGCUUCUUCAAUAUGUUCCAGGAGGAGACGCUGCGCAUCUGCAAGGACUUGUGGGCUCGCUUUGACGUGCCCAAGAUGGUGACGGGCAUUGUGGUCAUGGCUGUUGGUGUCGUCACGUUGCUUGUGUAUGCCUCCCGCGAUGCGGAUGAGGACUUUGCCGUUCUCGACGACCUCGAGCUCGACCUGGCGGAGAAGAAGUUGGAGCUCCAGGGUGUCCAGGCUGACGCUGCCACUUCGUAUAAGACCCUCCACAAAAAGGUUUUCCUUACUGCCAUUCUCGGCGCAGUUCCCGGAGCAGCACUCGGUGCCGGAUACUCCAUCUUCACCGGGCCUGAGGAUCUCGUUUACGCUGUCGCCGGCGCCGCUGUAACCAGCGCGGUUGGUGUACUGGUUUCGCUGUACGGCUUCGGUAAGACUUUCCGGAACCUUCUGCCCAACACCGUCUGGGGUUGGCUUGCUGUCACCUUCACGCUUAGCCAGUCACUCGGUUUCGCUUCCAAUUCCUACACCAUCUGGGAGGACUCGAUUCUCCUGUUCUUCAUCACAACCUUUGGCGUGGCCAACAUCUUUGCCGCAUUCUCCGUGCCAACAAUGAGGGAGCGCACCCUUGCGAUCUACCACUCGGUUCUCUUUGUCGUUCUUGGCAGAAUGGCAUCAUUCUCGAAGCUCUGCCGUGAAGAGCAGAUGCCCUACUGCACAUCUACCUACUACGCUUCGGCCACUUCUUCGACCUCUGCCACGUGGCAGUUGGUCAUUCCAUUCGCCGUCGCCCUUAUUCUGCCAUCCAUCAUCAAGUCCUUCCUCUUGCCCACACGCUCCUGGGAGGGACUUGCCCCGGCGUGGAUUGAGUAUGUCUACCGCAUCGGUCUACUGAUGUCGGCCACCUACUGGGUCCUCGAUGCUGCAGACAAUGGAGAGUGGUUCCCAAGCCUGCCGGAUAAGACCCUCAAGACUGCUGGAGUUUAUCUGGCCCAAGUCAUUCUUGCCUUAGUUUUCGUCGCCGGAACCACUGCGUUCGUCUGGGCGCCGCCGUUGGUAUCUAUCCUGACGACGCCGACCAAGUCUGGAACCACUCAGAUUACGGUUCUGGGCUACGGCAACACGAAUGGAGCCAGAUACAUGCUUCUGCCCAUGAACAUUGUGGGAGCUUGUAUUCUCCUCUCCAAGCCUAUGGGAGGCGGUGCGCUGGCCCUCAUGUUCUGGCAGGUCAUGUCGCUCGUGGAGAUCCUCGACCUCAACUCCCUCACGAACGAGGCCAUUGGUCCCAUCAUGCUUGGUGUCAUUGGCAACUUUGGCUACUUCAAGACGGGCCACCAGGCUGUCCUCAGCAGCAUCCAAUGGGACAGCGCCUUCAUCCCGCUCUUCUCAAUCCGGUACCCCUGGAGCCCCAUCGUCGUGGCUCUCAACACCUUUGGCGGCCAGAUCGUCGCGGUUGCGGCCGUCCCGCUCAUCGUGCUCUGGAAGGUCGGUCCUAAGAGAAAGGGAAUACUUGAGAGUGUCAGCAGAGCACUGGGCAUUUUCGUCGCCUACUUUGCUGUUGAGUCGCUUGCGACCAUGGCUUGGGCCGGGUGGCUGAGGAGACACCUCAUGCUGUACAGGGUGUUCUGCCCUCGCUUCAUGAUGGCGGCGGCCCUGCUCCUGAUUGUGGACCUGGUCGGCCUCGUUAUUACACUUAUUGGUGUAAGAUCCAACACGAUGGCCGUAAGUGAGGUCUUUGGUUGGGUUGAAUAA
This is a messenger RNA of Colletotrichum spaethianum, 3201 nucleotides long. Its product is annotated as GPI ethanolamine phosphate transferase 3. Bases 1 to 3201 code for a protein of 1066 amino acids. Gene Ontology annotation, molecular function: mannose-ethanolamine phosphotransferase activity. The record is from RefSeq and is a predicted model, not a curated record. Lineage: Eukaryota; Fungi; Ascomycota; Sordariomycetes; Glomerellales; Glomerellaceae. The transcript has a single exon. Gene Ontology annotation, cellular component: endoplasmic reticulum membrane. Gene Ontology annotation, biological process: GPI anchor biosynthetic process.